Molecule: messenger RNA, 1330 nt
Organism: Papaver somniferum (opium poppy)
Lineage: Eukaryota; Viridiplantae; Streptophyta; Magnoliopsida; Ranunculales; Papaveraceae
Exons: 2
Coding region: 20-793 (257 amino acids)
Source: RefSeq, a predicted model, not a curated record
UUUUCUGGGAAAGAGGAAAAUGGGUUUGCUCUCAAAUAGAGUGGAGAGAAGCCAGAUUAAACCAGGAGAUCAUAUCUACAGUUGGAGAGUUCUCUACACCUAUUCCCAUCACGGAAUCUAUGUUGGAGGAAACAAAGUGGUUCACUUUAAACCAAAAGAGAAAACAGGUUCCAGCAUGGAUAAUUCUCUCACCUCCUCUGGUUCAAGUCCAAGACUCCCAUCAACCUGUCCAACCUUCCCUGAUUGUGGAUUCAAACAAAUCAAUAGUGGUGUUGUUCUCUCUUGCUUAGAUUGCUUCCUCAAUAAUGGACAUUUAUACUGUUUCGAAUACGAAGUUGCUCCAUCAAUAUUCCUCAGCAGACUACGAGGUGGCACAUGCACUACUGCAGCAUCAGAUGCACAAGCAACAGUAGUUCACAGGGCAAUGUAUCUGCUCCAAAAUGGUUUUGGGAACUACGAUGUAUUUCAAAACAAUUGUGAAGAUUUUGCUCUUUAUUGCAAAACGGGUCUUCUAAUCCUUGAUGAAUCGGGUGUUGGAAGGAGCGGACAAGCUUCUUCUCUUAUUGGUGCUCCAUUGGCUGCUCUUCUUUCUUCUCCACUGAAAUUGUUAAUUCCAGGCCCUGUCGGGGUUGCUACAGUAACAGCUGGAAUGUAUUGUAUGAGCAGGUACGCAACUGAUAUAGGUGUGCGAACUGACGUUAUCAAGGUAGCGGUUGAAGACAUGGCUGUAAAUCUUGGUUGGGCUUGUGGCAAAGUAGCCGAGGAGGAAUCACAGGCUCGGGAUAGAAGAUAGUAACAGUCAGUUUGGUUUGUUGCUGCAAUAAAAUCAAUUGUGUGGAGCUCUACCUCAAGCUAGGGAAUCACCCUUCAUCUAUGGUGUGUAUUUAGUGACUUGACUGUGUAGUUAAUGACUUGACUUAUUUGGAGAAUGUCAUCAACGGUGCAAAAUAUGGCUGAUCUUGGUUCCACAACUUAUAUGUUGUUGUAAGCGAAACUGGACGACAUCAAUCUGUUAACCGCUCUCCAAAUAUUAAUUUGUUUCUGAAACAUUUGUUCCCGACUGAUUCAGAACUAUGUCUACUCGAUAUCAAUGGAAUAGAGUAAGCACUAUUCCAGUAAGAACAUCUCUAGCUAAGGAAGUCGUAGAAAUUGUUGGAUCGUCCUUUUCUAAUUAAGUCAGCAGGAAAAUAACUUGUUGCGGCAUGCCCAAGUGGCCUUUAGAUCUUCGCAUUUAUCCCAACUGGAAUCGGAUUGUCAACUAGUGGGUAAAAAGCUUCAAUGUAGUCUGUGCGAACAAGCUUUGUCUGCAGCAUAUCACGGUUGAAUUCAG